AUGACAGAACAGGUGAAGGAUCAAGAGAGUGCAGCCACCACAAAGGUUUGGCUGAUCCUCGGAGAUAAAGAUUCUGAAGAAAUAUUCUUGCAUGUCACAGUUCCACGAAAGAUAAGGUCAAAUGACAGUGAAGAUUCAGAGAAGCAUGCUACUUAUAUCAUUAAAAUUAAUGGAAAGCCAUACACUCUGCAACUACAAAAACAUUCAUUCUUACCGCAGAACUUUUUGGUUUAUACGUACAACAAGACUGGAGUUUUGCAUUCUGAGUCUUCAUAUUUAAAGGCUCAUUGUCAUUACCAAGGAUAUAUUGCAGAUUUUUCGAAUUCAGCUGUGACACUCAACAUCUGUUCUGGACUCAGAGGAGUCCUUCAGUUUGAAAAUAUUACCAUUGGAAUUGAGCCAAUGGAAUCUUCCGCAGGAUUUGAGCACAUAAUAUAUCAAGUGAAAAAUAAUAUUCCAGAUAUACCAAUGUUAGCAGAAAAUGGAAGCAACACUUGGCAGAAAGACCAGACCAAUAAGGUUUAUAUGAGUUCACAGAAAACUCCUCUUUCAAAACAAUUGCCCCAAUAUCUAGAAAUGCAUAUUAUAGUGGAAAAAAGUUUGUAUGAUUAUAUGGGAUCUGAAAUUAUGUCUGUAACAGAGAAAAUUGUCCAAAUUAUUGGCCUUGUUAACACUAAGUUUAUGCAGUUCAAAUUAACGGUUACACUGUCCUCCUUGGAAAUAUGGUCAGAUAAGAACCAAAUACCCACCAGUGGAAAUGCUAGUGAUAUAUUACAAAGAUUUUUGGCAUGGAAACACAACUAUCUUGACCUACAGUCCCAUGAUAUAGCAUAUUUACUUAUUUACAGGGAAAAUCCUAAAUAUGCAGGAGCAAUAUAUCCUGGAACAAUAUGCAACAAAAGUUAUGAUGCAGGUAUUGCUCUGUAUCCAGAUGGAAUUAGUUUGGAGGGGUUUUCAAUUAUUAUAACUCAACUACUUGGUCUUAAUAUAGGAUUAACAUAUGAUGACAUCGAUAAUUGUUCUUGUCCAAGAGCUACAUGCAUAAUGAAUCCUGAGGCACUGCAUUCGAGUGGUAUCAAGAUUUUUAGCAACUGUAGUAUGCAUAAUUAUGCAUAUUUUAUUUCAAAAUUUGAGCCUAAAUGUCUGCAGAACUUUCUCCAUUUGCAACCAUUACAUAAAAAUCAAGCAUUGUGUGGAAAUGGGAUUCUGGAACCUAAUGAAGAAUGUGACUGUGGCAAUAAAGAAGAAUGCCAAUUUAAAAAGUGCUGCGAUCAUAAUACAUGUAAGCUGAGGGGCUCAGUGAAAUGUGGUUCUGGAGCAUGCUGUACUUCAAAAUGUGAGUUUUCAACAGCAGGUACUCCAUGUAGAAAAAGUAUUGAUGAAGAGUGUGAUUUUACAGAGUAUUGCAAUGGAACCUCUAGUAACUGUGUUCCUGACACUUAUGCUCUGAAUGGCCACAUGUGCAUGUUGGGAACGGCAUAUUGUUAUAAUGGAAGGUGUCAAAGCAUUGAUAUACAGUGUGCAAAGAUAUUUGGAAAAGGUGCUAAGCGUGCUCCAUUUGCCUGUUUUGAAGAAAUUAAUCCUCUGCGUGAUGGAGUUGGAAAUUGUAGUUUAAACAAUUCACCAUCAUUACCGUGUGAGCUGAAGGAUGUUCUAUGUGGAAAAUUGGCCUGUGUUCGGCCACAUAAGAAUACUUAUAAAAGUGAUAAUCAAUCAACAGUUUAUUCAUAUACUAAAGGUCAUGUAUGCAUAUCCAUAACUCCUGGGUCUUCAGUUAGUUCAGAUGGAAGUGAUUUUGCUUAUGUAGCUGAUGGCACUGUGUGUGGUCCAGGAAUGAUAUGCAAUAACUUUGGUAAUUGCCAAUGCUAUCCAGGCUAUAGGCCUCCGGAUUGUGAAUACCAGAUUGGUUCGCCAGGGGGCAGUAUUGAUGAUGGAAAUGUUCAGAAAUCAGAUACGUUUGUCACUAAGAGAGACCAUAGUUCACAUCAGAACUGGUUCAUUCUCAGUUUCUACAUUUCUCUGCCCUUUUUAAUAACUUUCAUCAUUGUGAUCAUAAAGCGAAAUGAAAUGAGAAAAUCAUGGAACAGAGAGGAAGUAGAAUAUGAAGGGUAA
Molecule: messenger RNA, 2112 nt
Organism: Chrysochloris asiatica (Cape golden mole)
Lineage: Eukaryota; Metazoa; Chordata; Mammalia; Afrosoricida; Chrysochloridae
Product: disintegrin and metalloproteinase domain-containing protein 18-like
Exons: 18
Coding region: 1-2112 (703 amino acids)
Biological process (GO): proteolysis; cell adhesion; binding of sperm to zona pellucida
Cellular component (GO): plasma membrane
Molecular function (GO): metalloendopeptidase activity
Source: RefSeq, a predicted model, not a curated record